UGUGCUUAUCAGCUUCUCGUGAACACCAGAUUAACCUUACUCUUGUAGCACACCCCCCUCUCGUUCGCUCUCUUUCGCUGUCCCUCUUGUCUCUUUCUCUACCACUGUCCUGUGCAUACCGCUACGCUUUCCCAAAGUCUGUGAACGCUUAAAGCGCACUUGGCAACGGUCAUUUCGUGUACUCUGCGGUAGACUGCUAUCCUGCGGUGCUUUUUUGACAGGACUUCUCCAUGGAGGACUACCACAAACCAGACCAGCAGACCCUGCAAGCCCUGCGGAACAUUGCGAACCGACUCCGAAUCAACUCCAUAAAGGCAACGACUGCAGCGGGCAGCGGUCAUCCUACAUCAUGCUGCAGUGUGGCAGAGAUCAUGUCUGUUCUCUUCUUCCACACCAUGAAGUACAGACCCGACGACCCCAGGAACCCAAAUAACGACCGCUUCAUUCUGUCCAAGGGCCACGCAGCCCCGGUGCUUUACGCUGUCUGGGCUGAGACAGGCUAUCUGAAGGAGAGUGAACUGCUCAACCUGAGAAAGGUUGACUCCAUCCUGGAGGGCCAUCCUGUUCCAAAACAGCAGUUUGUGGAUGUGGCCACAGGGUCCCUGGGGCAGGGGCUGGGUGCAGCCUGUGGGAUGGCUUACACCGGGAAGUACUUUGACAAGGCCAGUUAUUGUGUGUACUGUCUGCUGGGAGAUGGAGAGAUGUCUGAGGGGGCAGUGUGGGAGGCCAUGGCUUUUGCCUCCUAUUACCAGCUGGAUAACCUGGUUGCCAUCCUGGACAUCAACCGCUUGGGCCAGAGUGACCCCGCACCCCUGCAGCACCACGUUGACAAGUACCAGAGACGCUGCGAGGCUUUCGGCUGGCAUGCCAUCAUAGUGGAUGGGCACAGUGUUGAGGAGCUGUGUAAGGUGCUGUGCCAACCUCGUCACCAACCCACUGCCAUCAUCGCUAAAACCAUCAAGGGCAAGGGUAUCCCAGCGGCUGAGGACAAGAUGGGUUGGCAUGGGAAGCCUUUGCCUAAGGACAUGGCAGAGAAUGUGAUCAGAGAGCUGCAGAACUACGUUCUCAACAGCAACAAACGUCUGUACCCGGCCAUGCCAACAGAGGACACUCCUCCAGUCAGCCUGCGCAACAUCCGCAUGCCCAGCGCGCCUGCCUACAAGCCCGGAGACAAGAUUGCUACGAGGAAAGCCUAUGGCAUGGCUCUGGCUAAGCUUGGCCGUUACAACGAUCGUGUCAUCGCUUUGGAUGGAGACACAAAGAACUCCACCUUCUCUGAGCUCUUCAAGAACGAGAACCCUAACCGCUACAUUGAGUGCUACAUCGCCGAGCAGAAUAUGGUGAGUGUGGCUGUCGGUUGUGCGGCGAGGGACAGGAACGUGGUCUUCGCCUCCACCUUCGCCACCUUCUUCACCCGCGCUUACGACCAGCUGCGCAUGGCAGCAAUUUCCGAGAGUAACAUUAACCUCUGUGGCUCUCACUGCGGCGUCUCCAUCGGGGAGGACGGACCCUCUCAGAUGGGCCUGGAGGACUUGGCCAUGUUCAGAGCCAUCCCCACGGCAACUGUGUUCUACCCCAGCGAUGGCGUUUCCACGGAGAAAGCCGUGGAAUUGGCCGCUAACACCAAGGGUCUGUGUUUCAUCAGAACCAGCCGCCCAGAGAAUACUGUCAUUUACAGUAGCAACGAGGACUUCCACGUUGGGCAGGCAAAGGUGGUGUAUAAGACCUCCGACGACCAUGUCACUGUGAUCGGAGCAGGAGUGACCCUCCACGAGGCUCUGGCCGCAGCUGAACAGCUCAAGAAAGAGAGGAUCAAUAUCAGAGUGAUCGAUCCAUUUACCAUCAAACCUCUGGACUCGAAGACCAUCAUUGAGCACGGCCGAGCCACCAGAGGACGCAUCCUUACGGUGGAGGACCAUUACUACGAGGGUGGCCUGGGGGAGGCAGUAUGCUCAGCUGUGGUGAAUGAACCCGGGUUCACCGUGCACCGUCUGGCGGUCGCCCACGUCCCACGCAGCGGCAAACCUCACGAGCUGCUGAAGAUCUUCGGCAUUGACCGCGACGCCAUCACCCAGGCCGUCAGGAAGAUGCUCAGCACCUCCACCAACGCCAAGUAACCUAUCAACUCCUCGGCCCCGCCCACGCCUGGUUACCCACGGCAACACUGACAGGGAAGCCUUUUCAAGAAGAAUAAGCGACACUUAAAAACAAAUGAAUGAAAAGCAAGAAACAGAAACGAAUAAUUAGCACCCCUUGUUAACUGUCAUUUAUGUGGUUUUAAUGCUCUUAAAUGCCCCUGACUUGACCCCGGUUGUGUGACCUUCUGUAUUCUCUAGACCCCUACCUCUCUCUUAAAGAAAUGCUGUAGUCUUACAGAAGUCUUGAAAAGAUUUUUUUUAAGUAAUUUUGUCAGUUUUAUCUCAUUUUUCAAUACCACACACCUUCUUAAUACUUUGCCUUUGUGCAGUGUGUUUCCAGUUUCUGAGAAGGUUUGGUUUUAGAACACUGUUUUUAGAGCUUCUGUCCCAAUUGGGAAUUCAUACCAAUAAAACAAUGGUUUCUUCACA
Chanos chanos (milkfish) is the source of this 2567-nucleotide messenger RNA. Its product is annotated as transketolase. Gene Ontology annotation, biological process: pentose-phosphate shunt, non-oxidative branch. Lineage: Eukaryota; Metazoa; Chordata; Actinopteri; Gonorynchiformes; Chanidae. The transcript is spliced from 14 exons. The record is from RefSeq and is a predicted model, not a curated record. Gene Ontology annotation, cellular component: endoplasmic reticulum membrane; extracellular exosome. Gene Ontology annotation, molecular function: thiamine pyrophosphate binding; transketolase activity. Bases 231 to 2117 code for a protein of 628 amino acids.